Cheilinus undulatus (humphead wrasse) is the source of this 802-nucleotide messenger RNA. Its product is annotated as alpha-1-antitrypsin homolog. The record is from RefSeq and is a predicted model, not a curated record. Gene Ontology annotation, molecular function: serine-type endopeptidase inhibitor activity. The transcript has 4 exons. Lineage: Eukaryota; Metazoa; Chordata; Actinopteri; Labriformes; Labridae. Bases 130 to 627 code for a protein of 165 amino acids. Gene Ontology annotation, biological process: negative regulation of endopeptidase activity.
GUCAAACUGCACUGAGGAGGACAUUAACGGCUGUAAAGAUGCGUGGUAUCUUCAGUUGUUGUACACUCACAGCACUGCUGCUGUCUGCAGCCUGGGCAGACCCCCACAGCUCUGAGCACAGCUCUACUGAUGAUACUAGCUACCACAAGAUCCUGGAUCCUGGAUCCUGCUAUGGUCAUGGUGCUGAUCAACUACGUCUACUUUAAAGGACUGUGGGAAAACCCGUUCCAAAGUUACAUGACACGAAAGGCUGAAUUUCAUGUGGACAAGACCACCAAAGUUCAGGUGGAUAUGAUGAAAACAACGGGGGACUACAAGGUGUACUGGGACAGAGCAAACCACGCCACCAUCAUCAGUCUGCCUUACAAGGGCGACGCCUCCAUGAUGAUCGUCCUACCUGAUGAAGACAAGAUGGAGGAGGUGGAGGGCUACAUAAACAAGGACCACAUCAGACGCUGGAGGGACUCAGUCUCUAUGGAUUACAUAGAGCUGUUCUUGCCAAAGUUUUCCAUCUCUACUGAUGCUUCCUUGGAGAGCACUCUGAAAAAAAUGAGCAUCAUAAAUGCUUUUGAGGACAACGCUGAUUUCUCUGGUAUAUCUGAAGACUUACCGCUCAAAAUCUGUUGAAGGGAUUUCCUACUCAACAAUUUCAGCAAUGGUUCCUCAAGGUUUGUAAAGACCACUUCUUUCUUCAUACAGGCGUCACACAAGGCUGUGCUCAGUGUCACUGAGAUUGGAACAGAAGCAACAGCUGUCAGCACCAUGGAGUUGACAUUGGUAAUGGAACCUCCAUCCAUCAGAA